GAAGAUGAAUCUUUUCGACAAGUUUUACCGUCUGAGAGUCAUCGUAAAGAAUUAAAACGGAAACAGAGUGAUGAUAGUUUUAUGCAAGAUGAUGGUAAGAAUUGUCAACUAUCUCUAGGAGACGUGUCAAUGUCCUCUCUAUUUGUAGGGGGCGACACUUUCAGUAAAUUUACGGCCGAUAUGGUCAGACAGAUGAUGAAAGAAGAGGAACUUCGUGCCCAGCAUCAGGCUGCCAUGUUGAGAAUCAGAGAGACAGCACUGAAGAAGAAAGCUGAAACUGAGUUGUCAUGGUUACGACAACAGAAGCGCCAUCUACGUGACAAAGGAGCAGACGACGUCCAUCCCCAGAUUAAAAAGAAAGAGAAGAUUGUUCUAAGAGAACUUCAUGAGAAACAGGAUGAAAUUCGGCGCCUACAGGAAGCUAAUCUGCAGACUAGCCGAGAACGACAGAAUGUUUUAAAACAACAGGAAGCUAUUGCUAAAGCUCAUCAGAAAAAGGUA
Molecule: messenger RNA, 501 nt
Organism: Lottia gigantea (owl limpet)
Lineage: Eukaryota; Metazoa; Mollusca; Gastropoda; Lottiidae
Exons: 4
Biological process (GO): microtubule anchoring
Cellular component (GO): centrosome
Molecular function (GO): microtubule binding
Source: RefSeq, a predicted model, not a curated record